Messenger RNA from Ylistrum balloti, 2160 nucleotides. RefSeq names its product solute carrier organic anion transporter family member 4A1-like. The coding region runs from base 1 to 2160 and encodes 719 amino acids. Lineage: Eukaryota; Metazoa; Mollusca; Bivalvia; Pectinida; Pectinidae. Gene Ontology annotation, molecular function: protein binding. Gene Ontology annotation, biological process: sodium-independent organic anion transport; transmembrane transport. The record is from RefSeq and is a predicted model, not a curated record. The transcript has 14 exons. Gene Ontology annotation, cellular component: membrane.
AUGUCGACCCGAGUGCAUCCAGGCGUGACGGAGGUGCACCGCCCCGAGGAAAGCGGAAGGCAGGAGAAACAGGAGACUAAAGGCUUCGACAACAAGGCUUUCUCAGACUUGGACAGAAACGACUUAAGCAAGAGAUCCGUAACUAAAAAUGGAACCGACGACAACGACUUAGAAUGUCGAUACGGACCACUGAGAUGUUUCCAAUGUUUCAACAAGAUCCAGUUUUAUGUACUCUGGUUGUGCCUGAUUGGGUUCGUAGAGGGCGCUGCCGUCAAUGGCGUCGUCAACAUUGUCUUGACAACCUUGGAGAAACGCUAUAACCUUUCAAGCUCACAAUCCGCCUUAAUCGUCAGCUCAACAGAUAUCGGAGCUAUCCUAUUUGUCCUCCUCGUCAGUUACUUCGGCUCGAAAGGACACCGUCCUCGAUGGUUAGGGGGAGGCACACUGGUGAUGAUGUUAGGAUCACUGAUAUUUCUGAUCCCUCACAUCUUCUCGGACACUUACGAUAUUUCUUCUAUAGACGUAGGUGGAAAUGCUACUAAUAUCUGUGAUCCGAACAACCCAGACCCAUGCGCAGAACAGACUUCCGGUGAUACAUCCGGGUAUCUAUACGUCUUCAUGUUAGCUCAAUUUGUGCACGGUAUUGGUUUCACGCCGUUCUUCACCCUUGGAACAGCUUAUGUUGAUGACAACGCAAAAACUGAGUCUACUGCUUUAUAUCUUGGUUUGAUAUACGCGAUUACUGCCCUUGGUGUGGCCGCAGGGUUCAUAGGUGGAGGCCAGUUCCUGAAUUUAUGGAUAGAUUUUAACAGGGUGGAGAAAACUGUGUAUGAGGGGUUCACUCCUAUGGACUCUGUCUGGAUAGGGGCAUGGUGGGUAGGAUUCGUUGUCACUGCGGUCCUUUUCUUCCUGUUCGCACUUCCGGUAUUGGGAUACCCGGUCAAUCUUCCAGGAACCGAACAUAUUCGAGCGGCAAGGUUAACACAAAAUGAUCGAGCCCGGAUAGAGGCUACAAAGAAUGACCAUCGGUCAAUGUGGGAUAAGGUCAAGGAGUUUCCGAAGGCUAUAUUUGUCCUCCUGAAGAAUCCGAGCUACAUCUGCAUGAUUUUGGGUGCAUGUGCAGAAACACUAAUUAUUGGAGGAUUGUCAGCCUUUGCACCGAAGAUUCUCGAGGAGAAAUUCGACAUAAGUCCGGCUGAAGCAGGACUUAUUAUGGGGGCUGUGACGAUCGGAGGAGGAGCUGGUGGUAUGAUCCUCGGAGGUGUUCUCAUCAAAUGUUUUAAGCUUGAAGCAAAAGGAAUGUUAAGACUGUGUGUACUUUUGUCUAUAAUGGCUAUAGCGGUUGGAGGGGGCCUAUUUAUCAACUGUCCGGAAUUCCAUUUCGCAGGACUGAAUUAUCCGUAUUAUCCUGGAGAAGAAAUAAACCCGACUGAUAACCUGGAGUCCUCCUGUAAUGUUAACUGUGGAUGUCAGGAGUACACGUAUGAACCUAUCUGUGGUUCGGACGGUGUGACGUAUUUCUCCCCCUGUCACGCCGGGUGUAACAACAACUUCACUGUUGACGGUGUCGUAAAGACAUUUGCAUUUUGUGAGUGUAUACAUGAUCGUCUUAACUCCACUGGUUUGACCAUUGACCCGUCCGCCCAGUCCGGCGAGUGUGGUCAGACAUGUGAUCUGAUGUAUGCCUUCAUUGUCCUCCUCCUUAUCGGUAUGCUGUUAACACUGACCACAGUCACACCGGCCUCCAUGGCAAUCUUGAGAUGUGUUCCCGAUGAGCACAGAGCCUUGGGUUUAGGACUACAGUGGGUGGCUCUACGUUUGUUGGGUACAAUACCAGGGCCCGUAUUAACCGGAUAUGUGAUAGACUCGUCAUGCGCACUUUGGCAAGAUCUCUGUGGUAUUGAGGGUUCCUGCUAUGUGUAUGAUAGAUACGAGAUGGGCUGGCGUCUAUUUCUGUGGUGGAUUGCUGUCAAGUUGUUCAGUGCCGUUACUUUCUUCCUUGCCAGCAUCAUGUACAAAAGUAAAACACUUGAUUCAGAAAAGGAGAUGAAACCGGAAGUAAACAAUGGCUACCAGAUAAGCGCUGACGUAGGACAUGAUACUCAUAAUUCAACAAAAAAUGGGAUCGUAGAGAGAACAGAUUUUGUUACCCACCUGUAA